Protomyces lactucae-debilis is the source of this 2659-nucleotide messenger RNA. Its product is annotated as Spb1 C-terminal domain-containing protein. Gene Ontology annotation, molecular function: rRNA (uridine-2'-O-ribose)-methyltransferase activity; rRNA (guanine) methyltransferase activity. The record is from RefSeq and is a predicted model, not a curated record. Gene Ontology annotation, cellular component: nucleolus; preribosome, large subunit precursor; nucleus. Gene Ontology annotation, biological process: maturation of LSU-rRNA from tricistronic rRNA transcript (SSU-rRNA, 5.8S rRNA, LSU-rRNA); rRNA methylation; maturation of 5.8S rRNA from tricistronic rRNA transcript (SSU-rRNA, 5.8S rRNA, LSU-rRNA). The transcript has a single exon. The coding region runs from base 97 to 2511 and encodes 804 amino acids. Lineage: Eukaryota; Fungi; Ascomycota; Taphrinomycetes; Taphrinales; Protomycetaceae.
CUUCUGGUCUUGAAGCCUGCGACAAAUCUUUUUUUCUGGACGAGCGACGAGCAGGAAGAGGCACCCUUGAACACCUGAGCAUCGACACAACUCGCUAUGGCAGGUACGCAGAAGAAGACAGCCAAGGGACGUCUUGAUAAAUGGUACAAGCUCGCCAAGGAACAAGGCUAUCGCUCCAGAGCAGCCUUCAAGCUCAUCCAACUUGCCAAAAAGUACAACUUUCUCGAAAAGGCUAAAGUCGUGAUUGACUUGUGCGCUGCGCCCGGAGGUUGGUUGCAGGUGUGUUCGAAACAGUGUAAGCCAGGUGCGCUGCUUAUUGGUGUGGAUCUUGUUCCUAUCAAGCCGAUCCCAAAUGUCAUCACCUUUGCAGAGGACAUCAACAGCGACAAGUGCAGGGCUCAGCUGCGACAGCACAUGAAGACAUGGAAGGCAGACUGUGUCAUUCACGAUGGAGCACCUAAUGUCGGAACUGCCUGGAUUCAAGAUGCCUACUCACAGGCAGAGCUCGUGCUCAUGUCCCUUAAACUUGCCUGCGAGUUUCUCAUACCAGGCGGUACCUUUGUCACAAAAGUCUUUCGCUCGAAGGACUACAAUGCCCUCAUCUGGGUCCUCAAUCAGCUCUUCACCAAAGUCGAGGCUACCAAGCCACAAGCAUCGCGAAACGUAUCGGCAGAGAUUUUCGUCGUUUGUAUGGGCUUCAAAGCACCACAAAAGAUUGACCCAAAGCUGCUUGAUCCAAAAUCUGUCUUUGAGGAAUUGCCUGAUGUUGUACAAAACCAAGAAGCCAAGGUCUUCCACCCUGAACGCCGGAAACGUCAGCGUGAAGGUUACGAAGAGGGCAACUACACACAACACAACGAGAAGCCCAUUUCAGAAUUCAUCAACACGGCAGAACCCAUCCAGGUGCUCGGUCUGACACACGAAUUCACUUUUGAUACUGAAGAGGAUAAAUCGUACAAGAAGCUCGACAUUACCACCAAGGAGAUCAUGGCUUGUUGCAAAGAUCUACAGGUGCUCGGCAAGAAAGACUUUCGGGGCCUGCUCAAGUGGCGACUCGCUGUGCGUGAACGCAUGAACUUGAAUACAAAAGAGGAAGAAGCCGUUACAGAAGUGGAGCCAUUGGAUGAAGAUGCUCAAAUGGAUCAAGAGAUUGAACAGCUCGAAGGCACACAAAAGGCCAAGCAACGUCGUGAAAAGCGUCGGCAAAACGAGAAGCGACAGAAGGAGGUGGUACGCAUGCAGAUGGGUAUGACUGCUGCUAUGGAUAUCGGUGGUGAGCAAGCUGCUCAGGGCGAAGAUGCCAUGUUUGCACUCAAGGAUAUUGAGCGUAAAGGAGCGCUUGCCAAAGUGGCACUGGGUGAAGAGGCAGAAUUGCCUGAAUCGGAAUCGGAAAGUGAGGAGGAGAACUUGGACCUCGACGAUCAGCUGGAUCUCAUGUACGAUCAGUAUCGAGAGCGUCGUGCUGAGCGUGAUGCUAAGUUCAAGGCGAAGCGCGCACGUAUGGAGAAGGGCGACGAUGAGUGGACCGGUAUUGAUGACAAGAAGGCCGAUUCAGACGAUGAAGACGAGACAGUGGCGCCUGCUGAAGCAAGUGACUCUGACAGCGACUCUGAUGCUGAGAAUUUUGUUUUAUCAACAUCUCUGGAGAAGGACACAACGACGCCGGUGAAUGGCUUGACGAAACGUGCCUCACUCUUCUUCGACCAAGACUUGUUUGCCGAGCUUGGCGAUGAUGACGAGGACGAAGGUGAGCGUUCCAAGACUGUGUCUCCCGAGAACAAUGCUGCGACCACCGCAAAAGCUACCUCUACAAAAGCGCCAGCGAAAGCUAAGGCGAAGCCAAAGAAGAUCAAGGAUUCUGCCUUUGAAGAGGUCCCUCGUUCGCAACACAAGGAAGGUUCCGACUCUGACUCCGACGACGAGAUUGACAACCCGCGUGCUUUAGGCAAGUCUACCAUUGACAUUGUCACAGCGGAAGCCAUGACGCUUGCACAGCAGAUUGCCAGUCGCGAAAAGUCAACGACAGAUCUGAUUGAUGACGGCUUCAAUAGGCUGGCCUUUUACGACAAGGAUGGAGCGCCUGAGUGGUUCCUCGACGAUGAGAAUGUUCACAAUAAGCCAAACUUGCCGACGACGAAAGCAGCUGCUGACGCACUGCGUGAAAAGAUGCGUGCCGCCAACGCUCGACCCAUCAAGAAGAUCCUCGAGGCCAAGGGCAGGAAGAAGCAGCGUGCUUUGCGUACAUUGAGUAAGAUCAACCAAAAAGCCAAUGUCAUCAAUGAGACGGAAGACAUGACGGAGCGGCAAAAGGCACAAAGCAUUUCGCGAUUGUUGAACCGUGCAAGCAAGUCAAAGCCAAAGGCAAAAGUAUCUGUCGUGGUUGCUAGUGCCAAGACGCGUGGUGGCGGCCGACCAGGAGGCGUCAAGGGUAAGUACAAGAUGGUCGAUUCGCGGAUGAAGAAGGAGAAUCGUGCCCUCAAGCGAAUUGCCAAGGCGAGCAAGAAGCGUUGAGCUACAUAUUACAUGAUCUUUAGCGAAUGAAGCCCUUGCUCUUGGCAGUUCAUUAUGGUCUGCUUACCCGUCUGACGAGCUGCGACAGCUGUUAUGGUGAAUUACCCGAAUCAUUGCUUGCGCUUUCGUGCUCGGCGACGAGGGCUUU